Sphaeroforma arctica JP610 is the source of this 2771-nucleotide messenger RNA. RefSeq lists its product as hypothetical. Gene Ontology annotation, molecular function: nuclease activity; RNA binding. Bases 31 to 2655 code for a protein of 874 amino acids. Gene Ontology annotation, biological process: regulatory ncRNA-mediated gene silencing; mRNA catabolic process. The transcript has 6 exons. Lineage: Eukaryota; Ichthyosporea; Ichthyophonida. The record is from RefSeq and is a predicted model, not a curated record. Gene Ontology annotation, cellular component: RISC complex; nucleus; cytosol.
UAGCAGCUUACCAUCAAGGAAAUCUGCAAUAUGUCCGUUGAAUGGCAAUCUGGAGUCGUUAAGAGUGUCACUUCGGGUGAUACGGUUGUCAUCAGAGGUACCCCACAGAAGGGACCUCCUUCUGAACGCACACUGUGCCUAGCUGGCGUGCAGGCUCCUCGUUUGGGUCUACGUCCCCGUACGGAGAACGAGACCACCACCGAUGAGCCAUACGCCUGGGAGAGUCGCGAUGCCCUGCGUACUCUGCUGAUCGGCAAGCCCGUGCGCUUCUGCGUGGACUACCACGUGGCCACCAUUGGGCGCGAGUUCGGUCGCUUGACUCUUCAGGAUAAGGAUGUAACCCAGCAUCUGGUGCGUGAAGGUGCGCUCAAGACCCGUCAGGGUCCUCAGACCAACGAGGACUUCGACACGCUUGUGGCGCUUGAGGAGCAGGCCAAGAACGCGCAGAAGGGCGUGUGGUCGUCGCGCGCUGCCAGCUGCAUUCGCAAGGUCACGUGGAACGUGGACAAUCCUCAGUCCCUGGUUGACCCUACCAAGACAUACGAUGCCUUUGUGGAGCAGGUGCGUGAUGGCUCCACCGUGCGUGUGUUCUUGCUGCCCAGCUUCCAGUACGUCACCAUCCAGCUGGCCGGUAUCAAGUGCCCCGGGUUCAAGACCAACCAGGCCGAUCCCUACGCCGCCGAGGCCAGGUACUUUGUGGAGUCGCGUCUGCUGCAGCGCAACGUCAAGGUGACCCUGCUAGGUGUGACCAACAACAACUUCCUGGGUACCGUACGCCACCAGAAGAAAGGCGACAUCACCGAGGCCAUUGUGCGCGAGGGUAUGGCUCGUGUGGUGGACUGGAGUCUCAAUGUGCUGCCCAACGGCAAGGAGGCCAUCCGCGCUGCCGAGGCACAGGCCAAGGAGAAGCGUCUGCGUCUGUUCCACAGCUACGUUGCUGCUAAUGCCGGCGUUACCGGAGAGAAGGACUUCCAGGCCAAGGUAGUGGAGAUCUCCAACCCCGAGACCAUUGUGGUGCUGAAGGCCGAUGGCUCCAAGGUCAAGCUUACGCUGUCGAGUAUCCGUUCCCCCAAGAUGCCCGAGGGAGAGGACCGACCCAAGUCCAGUAACGAUAUCCCCUUCAUGUUUGACGCACGCGAGUUCCUGCGUAAGCGUGUGAUGGGCAAGAAGGUGCACUGUCUCAUCGACUACGUCAAGCCCGGAACCGAUGGAUACCCAGAGAAGGUGUGCGCAACCGUGCUUACCAGUGACAAGCAGAACGUUGCCGAGGCCCUGUUGAGUAAAGGUUUUGCUACCUUGGUGAAGUACAAGCCUGAUGACGAGGCGCGUAGUUCACAAUACGAUUUGCUAUACACAGCCGAGGCUCGCGCCGUGGAACAGAAUCGAGGUCUGCACAAGAAGGGUAACGAAAACUACACAAAGCCUAUUGAUCUGAGCACGGAGAAGGAGAGGGCCAAGGCAUUCUUCGGGUCAUACCAGAGAGCCGGAAAGUGCGAGGGAGUUGUGGAUUAUGUCAUUAACGCGUCGAGGUUUAAGCUAUACGUACCCAAAGAUAACAUCAUGGUUGUGUUCCUGCUUGCGGGCAUCAACGUACCACGAACGGGUCGUAAAGGAGAGGAGUCUGAGCCAUAUGCAGAGGACGCCUCGAGAUAUAUUAAGGAUAACGCACUACAACACGAUGUGCAGUUCACGGUCGAGUCACAAGAUCGCAUGGGUAAUUUCAUUGGUAGUGCAUAUGUCAACGGUUUAAAUCUGGCGUUGGCUUUGGUAGAGGUUGGGUUCGCGUCGGUACACUCUGGGAGCGCGCAUCGCCUUCCCUACGGCUCGGAAUUAGAAGCGGCUGAGAAGGUAGCAAAGGAGAAGCGAAUUGGUAUCUGGACCAACUACGUUGAACCCAAGGCCGAGGAGAAGGUGGAGGAUGGGCCCAAGGAGCGCAAGGUUACCUACACGCCUGUAGUUGUGAGUGAAGUCACGUCCGCCAACCAGGUUUACGUACAGACUGUGCCGCAAUCAGAGACAGCCGACAAGUUCCUAAAGGACCUGAACGCACACUUUGAGGCCAACCCACCCAAGACCGGAUACACCCCGGCGAAGGGCGAACGUAUUGCCGCCAAAUUCAGUGAUGAUGACUGUUGGUACAGAGCCAUCUCCAAGGGACCUUCCGCGGAUGGCAAGAGCCACACCGUGACCUUCAUCGAUUACGGUAACUCUGAGAAUGUGCUCCCAGAGAACAUUGCGGAUCUGCCCUCUGAUUUCACAGCCGCUAAGGAGUGCGCCAGAUCUGUGAAUCUAGCGUGUAUUAAGGUGCCUGCUGACGAGGACUGGGUGGAAGAGGCACGUCUGUUUAUGUUGGAGGGGAUUCUCAACCGCACUUACAACAUGAACGUUGAGUACCAAGAGGAUGGCAAGGACUAUGUGACCCUUGUAGACCCAGAGGCGCAGGCCGAUGUAGGUAAGACUAUGCUGGCAGCUGGAUUCGUGCUGGUGGAGUCACGCCGCGAGCCCAAACUACGCAAGCUAAUCACUGAGUACAAAACUAGUCUGGACCACGCCCGCGAGAACAGACGUAACAUCUGGCAGUAUGGUGAUUUUGAAGGUGAAGAGGCGCUUGAUUUCGGUUACACUGCCCCCGCAGAGAAAGGCAGCAAGAAAUAGUCAGUAUGCUAUAAAAGGCUAAAAUAAAAUAAAAACUUCUUGAAGUUAACGAACAAGAGCGCACGGCUCUCACGGGCGGGCCACCAACUCCUAUUCGGUGAUAAAUAGAACGUGUG